Drosophila serrata is the source of this 4685-nucleotide messenger RNA. It is a transcript of the gene PNUTS, whose product is annotated as Phosphatase 1 nuclear targeting subunit. Gene Ontology annotation, molecular function: protein phosphatase 1 binding; metal ion binding. The record is from RefSeq and is a predicted model, not a curated record. Gene Ontology annotation, cellular component: PTW/PP1 phosphatase complex; chromatin. Lineage: Eukaryota; Metazoa; Arthropoda; Insecta; Diptera; Drosophilidae.
UCGCACGUCUUUGUGUUCGUGGCACGGUGCUGCCAACCGGCUUGAAAGCCAAACAAAGAAAAGGGAAACUGAGUAGCUUUCACUUUUCGUUUGGGCCCCAAUGUCAAAGUUGGUGUAAAGGAAGACAACCCAAAAGCGAGAGACAUUCGUGCUUCAGUCUUUCGAACAAACGCACAAAUUUUUUGAAUUGCCAAAAUUGUAAUUAAAAACCAAGUUCGAUCUGCGGGAGAGUGGACAUCGCUGACACGCAGGGCUGCACUGCUGCGAUAGGCGCCUAUCGACUGUCAAUCGAUAGUUGGCACGGCCCACACGUCCGCAUUUUCUCAGUGAAAAAUCUCCACGCGACGAAACACGUUUUCCUGAUCUACAAACAAAAAAUAAUAAUCUGCAGAGGGUUUUUGGUUCUCUACCAGUUUUUAUAAUAAAAACAGAUAGCUGAGGCGUUUCUUCAUUCUCUUGCGUCUGCAGCUGGAAUUUAUUGUUGCCUUCUUCGUCUUGAAAGUGAAAAUUAUAUUUCGCCAAAGCUAGCAAUUAAUUGCGUUUUUUCAUGGAAUUACGUAAUCUGUGGAAGAAGUUCAGUAUCCAUUAGUUACGCACACACAUACACCAAAGAGUCACGCACGUACAUACAAACAGGCGUGCAUGGUGAAAUCUACGCGUGUGGAAGCGAGACGACGAUAGGGCAUUGGACAAGGCACAUAGCGUUGCCACCCUUUGCUUUUUUCGUUCGGAAAAAACCCAAAGGGAAAAAGAAUGCCGCGAAUAGUACCACUGCAGUUGCUGCGGUGCCUUCGGGUGCUGUUGGACGACAAUGGCGGUAUUUUGAGUGCCCAGGAAGUAAAGCGCAUUUCGGGAUUGAUGGCAAAAUAUUCAAAGAAACUGGUUUCCAAAUGCGUUUACGUACAAAUAUUGAAAUCUACAAAGACGGAGCUACUCGGGGACUUCAUGUCCGUGGGCGGCUGGUCGCUGGUCUACACAUGGCUAAACGAUGCCAUUCGGGCGAUGAACUGGCCGCUGGUCCAGGAAAUCCUCGAGCUGCUGCUCCUCUCGCCGGUGGAUGUCAACCGGCUGAAGAUCAACUCUGCCCCGAUCUUGGUCAAGGGUCUGUGCAAGGAUGGCGGCAAUGAAGGUGUUCGCAUUCUGGCCAAGCGGCUGGUCGAGCAGUGGCUGAAGAUUGUGACCGAGAACUCGUGCGGGUCGGCGGUCUUGAUAGCUGCUCAGCCCUCAGCCCAGAAUGCAGCCAGUACUCCAGCAGGAGCUUCCAGCGGCGACUCCACUGGUGCUGGUGGUAUCCCUCCAGUUCACGACUCGGCCUCCUCCAACGACAGCACGGACAGUGCGAGGGCCCCAGUGACGUACACCAUCACCUCCGCGCCUAGCCAUAGCAACUCCAACAGCAUAACCAUCAAAUGGAAAUCGGCUGACAAGCUAAACCAUGAUCCUGAGGACGAUGACGAGGCUGCCGAGGCGGCAAUGCACAAUGACGGGGAGCCGGAGAGGGAUCCCCUGGACACGGCCGAAAUGGUCAAAAAGUCUAGUUCCAGUUUAGAUGAUAGUUGUUCAGCGGCUGCGUCGGAGGUUAAGUCCGGCGAGGAUGUUCAUGAUAAUAAGAAGCAUAGUAGGAGCUCCAAGAGCGACAAGAGUAAACGGUCCUCCGAGAAGGAGCGCGAGAAGGAUCGGAAAGAGAGGUCCUCCUCGAGCCACAGGUCUUCAUCGUCUAGCCAUAAGUCGUCGUCGUCGUCGUCAUCUUCCUCCUCUUCGAAGAGCUCUUCCUCCAAGAGCUCUUCCUCCUCCUCCUCACAUCGCAGCUCGAGCGAUAAGCACAGCAGAGAUAAGGACAAGGACAAGGCUCGCUCUAGCUCCUCCAGCUCCAGUUCGAGCAAGGACAAGGAGCGCAGCGGUUCUUCGUCGUCCUCUUCCUCCUCCUCGAAUAAACACAAGUCCUCAAAGUCCUCUUCAUCGUCGUCGUCGUCCUCCUCUUCUACAUCGAGCUCUGGUUAUAGUUCGUCUAAAGAUCGCAAGGACAAGUCCUCCUCGUCCUCGUCCUCUUUAUCCUCGAAGCAGGAGAGGGACAAGGACAACAAGCUGAUGCCGCCGCCGGCGCUAGCUGCUUCCUCGCCUACGACAGUGGCCAAAGAGGGGGAGGCACAGAAGCCCAGAUCCAUACCCAUUCUGUCCAGAAAGGCGUCCAUUUCGAUAGAGAUACGACGGGACACAGAGAAGGCAUCCACCGUCAAGACAUACCAGUCCAAGUUCCGAUCGCACGGCCUGACGGAAGAGGCACCGCCUCCACCCUCCAGGAAAGGCCUUAAGAAGCCCACAUCGACGCCUUCGACGUCGCUAGCAGGCACCACUCUUCCCGUUGUUCCGGCCAUCAAGCGACCGUCACCACCGCCCAGCCGGGAUUCGCCGGCGGAAAAGAAGCCCAAGAUCGAUAUGAGCACAGUGGCGGGCCAUGUGGAGCGGCCGGGAGCAGCCAAGCUGAUCGCGCCCAAAAAGAUUUCAACCCUGGUGGAGACUAAUCUAUUCUCGGACGCCUUGGCAGCCUCAAUUGAGCCCAAGAAGACGGUGAAACGAAAGCGUGUCUUGUCAGCCACAUCGCCCACGGAAAAGGAUGCGCCGCUGGCACCGCUCAAGUUCUACCAGGACACGCUGGACGAGUCGAAGAGCGACGAUAAGUCGGACGAUAGCACCAAGGAGAAUGACGAGGGCAAGGACACCGAUGUCGAUGGUGAUGGCGACGUCGAUGGCGAUGAUGAUGACAUUCCCCUGAAGCGCGUCAAGGAGCACAUCGAACAGAAGGUGAAGGAGAAGGAGGCGGCAUCGGCAGCGGGUGAGGCAGGAAAUACCUCCGAUGAUGCCGAUGAUACGCCGGCAGAGCCAAAGAAACCAGGACCCGGUUGCGGACCCGACGGACCACCCGGCGUCCUUGUCGUGCACCGCCGCAAGGGGCCCAAGAAGAAGCUCACCUGGAAGCCGGAGGAUAAGCUCACACAGAUCCGCUACUUCGAGGUCGAUCACUCGGAGCGCGUGAACGUGACCAAGCAGAGCUUCAACGAGAUGAAGAAUAUGGAGCGAUUCAGCGAGCGGGAUGCAUUGACCAUUGCCCGACGUGGAUUCGAUGACACCAUGGAGCCACAGAUGGAGUGGCGACCCCUCAUCGAGGUGGACAACGUGCCCGAUCAUCCCAAUGGAAAUCUCUCCAAGCAGCGGCAAGUGCAGGCCGAUCGGGAGGCCACCACUCUCCGAGCCCUGUACUUCUCGCCGGACAUGAUACCGGACAGUGCGGCAGAGGCGGAACUGGAGCCGCACUUUGCCCAUGACAUUCCUGUGAUACCCAUCGAUGAUCUGACCGGUAAUCCCGAUGCGGUCAACGAUUACAGCGCCCUGCCUUGGCCCGAACCCAAGGGUUAUGGCAUGCCUGCACCAGGAAUCGUAAAUGGAGCGAAUGUAUCUAACAACGGACCGCCGGAUAUGGGCUUCGUUGGGGAGAACAGCAUGAACACCAUGAUGCCACCACCAAAUAUGAUGCCACCCAAUCCCUUCGAUCCCUUCAUCUGCAUGCGAGGUGGCGGCGGUCCUCCUGGCAUGCCAGUGCCCAAUGGUCCGCCACAGAUCUGGCAGAACCCGAUGGCGGGACCACCGCCCAAUGGACCACCCAUGAUGAAUGGACCUGGUCCAGUGCCCGGCAUGGAUAUGAAUAAUAUGAAUAUGAACAAUAUGCCGAUGCCGCCGCCCCAGAACUUUAUGGGCAAUCAAUUUGGCAGUCCAGUGCCACCCUUCGGUGGUGGUCCUCCGCCGGGCUUUAAUCAAUUCCCGCCCAUGAUGAUGAAUGGGCCUGGACCGGGUCCGGGAAUGGGACCAGGUCCGGGAAUGGGACCGGGUCCGGGAAUGGGACCGGGACCAGGAAUGGGACCAGGACCCAUGAUGAAUGGCCCUCCCAAUGGAAUGGGACCCAUGCAAAACAGGAAUAACAUGAACAACAACAACAAUCGGAACAACAAGAACAAUGGAGGAGGAGGUGGAGGUGGAAAUUGGCGCAGCGGCGGCAAUAACUUCCAGGAUAACUCCGGCGGCAACUGGCGGUCAGCGGGUUCUGGCGGCUCCAAUAAUCGAGGCAACGGCGGAGGCGGAGGCGGUGGCGGCGGCAACGGCGUCUGCAAGGCCUUCAUGCGUGGACACUGCAACAUGGGCAAGAACUGCAAGUAUGUGCAUCCACAGAAGAAGCGCAUGUAGGACUCGUCGCCCGAAUCUUCUGCGGAAGAUUCAGCUGCAUAAGAGCAGGAGAGAUCUCAGGCAAGCUGGAGGAGCCCCAGAUUGUGCCACCACCAAGACUGUAGCCAGGUUAGCCGUCGUUAGUUAGUUUUUAUAUAUAUUAUAUAUAUAGGGUUUGUAUAUAACAUGUAUAUGUAUCUGGUAUAUAUGUGAGUGCAGAGAGAGAGAGAGAGCAAAGCCGGAGCUAUUAAUUUACAAGUUGUUAAGUUGUUUAGUCUAAGGUUUAUACAUUUAGUUAACCCCGGACAAGAAGACGAAGAUCGAUGUGUACUUAGAAGAGAAGUCUCUUUUAUUUUUGCUAUUAUUAACAGUAGUCAUAUGGUUUAGCUAUGUAGACAUAUAUUAGCCCUAAGAUCAUAAAUAUUCACAAUUAAAGACCAAGUCAUAUGAUGAAUUUUUCAAAAACCAAA